GUGCGUGUGACGUCUUACCCAAUGCCGGUUCGAUCGGAAAGUGAGCAGUGCGAGCACAACUGAUGCGAAGCAUUUCACGCACUGAGGCAACGGACAAUACGUGCCUCAGCCGCCGCCGCCAUCCCAGUGCCACCCAAGGUUUUGGGGGUGGAAGUGAGAGUUGUGCUUUUGCUUCUGGCUUUCGGUGGCUGAGGUUGAACCGUUCGCGGUCAGUUGUAGUAUUGCCCCGUGCGAGGAUAGAGAGCGCACAGGCGCGCGACAAUCAACACGAACCGUGACACGCUGGUGAAGCGAUACGCGAGUGAGCGUGAAUAGAGCGUUGACUAAUAGAAUCAGCAGCAUGGUACCGUCGGGACCAGCAGGUGUUUCCAAGAUGCUGCCAAGUACCAGGACAGGCAGGGCGUUCGCUUUCGGACGGCAUCAUUUUCUACUCUCGCUGGGUUUAUGUUGCAUUCUGCAACUGUGCCUGCUGGCAGGCUCUGCCAACGCUACCUCGAUGUACUACAAGAAAGUUAGUGGUGAAAAGUAUGAACCAGACUGGGUGCCCGUAUCGUCCACGGUGAUACCUUUGGUGGAGCGUGUCGUCAGCGUGGGUGCGCGCACGAAGCCGUCCACCGGUGCGGAUGGUUCGCAACACCCCGGAGCGGCCCGUUUGCAGUCGGCGGACGAAAGCUACAAACGCGCGUACGUGAAGCACAUCAGCAAGUUCACGAAGAUUGGUACCGCCGGAGCGUUGGUUCAGCCGGGCACGCUCAUUACCGGUAAACAGGCCGCAAGUGCAAAGGAUUAGGAGCUGCCUCGGUGUGGACGGACGCAGGAGCCAACGGGGCGGAAUGUGGAGCGGAUACUGUGCGCGAUUUCACCUCAAGUUCAAUAUAAUCAGCGUGACUAACGUGUUUAAAAUGUUGUGCUAAAGUUAAUCACUAAUUUGCUAAGUGUUGAUAUUAAUAAACGUUAAACCUACCGCGUAUGUGUCGCACGGAGCUCCCUCCUAUGUGUACUAAUAAAAUUAAAACAAAAAAAUCUAACAAAUUGUAUCACUUCACGGCAGCAGACGCAUUAGACAGAUUGUUAAAGAUGACAAGUAAUUUGAUGGAGGGCAGGACAGAUUAUCUCACUGUUGUGCUGCAAUAGAAACAUUUUGCUGUUUAUUUAAUGUUUGUAAUAGCUUUGAUCGUUUCAGCGUCCUUUAUCGGACUAUUCGAAGCAACAAUAGAAUGAUUUUUACGUACCGAGGGAACAGCGCUGUACAAAAACAGAUGUGUAUCUGUUGAAAGAUGUUUCACCCAAAACGAUGAUUUUGCAACCCUAACCCUCACGGAGCUGUAGAGGCAAACGAAAUGAAAUAAAAAGUGCCACUAUCAAGUUA
This is a messenger RNA of Anopheles gambiae (African malaria mosquito), 1369 nucleotides long. RefSeq lists its product as uncharacterized. The record is from RefSeq and is a predicted model, not a curated record. The transcript has 3 exons. NCBI's taxonomy places the organism in Eukaryota, Metazoa, Arthropoda, Insecta, Diptera, Culicidae. The coding region runs from base 341 to 790 and encodes 149 amino acids.